GCAUUCAUUGAUAUCUAUUACUCAUGGUGUUCUUUUCCAUUAAAAAAAUAAAAUUUUUGACUCAUUUAUUGAAAAAGGUUCGCCACCCUUGUGACAGAGGCAUUUCAAGAACUACGCUAUCUUGCAAAGAAAUAUGGAAUAUCGUAUCGCUGGGGCUACAGGCUCUAUUCUAAUGAAAAACUUGAGCAUUUUGAAUCUUAUUGGAGGAACUUAUAUCAACCCAUCUUCGCUUCUUUUUCUUCCCGGCCUUGGUGGUCUUCUGACUAAAGAAUUUCUUUUGGAAAAAGCGCCAUUGUUUUCGGAAAACCACGUCUUUUUGGUGAAAUGGCAAAGGAUGCAGUUCAGUGAUCACUUUCGGAAUAUUUCGAACGAGUUCAAGUAUGACUGUGAUAAGCUGGAUAGAUUCCGAUAUUAUCUGCGCCUUAAUAAAGCUAUUGAAAUGACUUACAAGUUAUCAUCAGUAGGAAACACAUCUCUCGGGUUAGAUGCACAUGUAACAGACGUCGACAAGGAUAAGAAUUUGGCGACUCAUCGAGCCUUGAUAGUUUGUGUUAGCAAGGCAACUGGCACUCCCGCUAGUCUACCGCAAGAGUUUCCAGCUGAAAAAAGGAGUAGCGUUGUUCAAAUUGAUGAUUUGAUAACAAAAAACCUAACGGAAACUGCACCAGAGGGCAGCGUGACUAGGUAUGUCGGAAUGGAAGACGUAGCUAUUUUGGAUUAUGUACCACACCAUAAGUACUUAAACUUCUGUCUGGACUGCCUUGCCGGUGACGCAACAAGGAAUGGUGUCACAAAUUUGCCUGGUAAUUUGCCUAUAUGGAAUUACCAGGUACGUUCGUGCUCGCUUUUGUAUUUAAAGCAAUCAAAGCUUGGUGAUCGCAUUCAAACGUUUUAUUGGAGAGAUCCUGCAGAUAUCUGGAGUUUCUACUUCAAGACAAUGCGAAACCAAGAAUCCAUUUGCGAAGCACGAGUGGAAAUGACUGCUGCAAAAUGAACACUUAACAUUAUACAAUAACCGACUCUUGAUUCGAAUAUAUAUUCGUAAUUCUCAUAUUUUCAAUCGAUAUGUAGUAAUUUUUUAUUUCGAUAAAUACAUUCACGUGCUAACAGUCAAUGGUACGAAUGUACGGAGUGCAAUUUACACGGGGCAUCACACUUGAAGAAUAUGUUGUCCAAUUUCAAAAUUUAUUUAAUAAAUAAUUAUUAAGGCAGUGGCGUAAUAAAUUGAA
Molecule: messenger RNA, 1229 nt
Organism: Styela clava
Lineage: Eukaryota; Metazoa; Chordata; Ascidiacea; Stolidobranchia; Styelidae
Source: RefSeq, a predicted model, not a curated record